AUGCAGCGUGGUGGUGGUGAAGGUGCUUCGGGUUACUCGGGAGGCGCCCACCCAACGAGUGGGGGACAUUCAUCAUAUCGCUACGAAGACCUAGAAUUCCCUUACUGUGAAGAUUCUGGCAAAUAUGAAAAGCUCGCAAAGAUCGGGCAGGGGACUUUCGGAGAAGUAUUUAAGGCCAGAGACAGAAAAACCAAACGGUUGGUGGCAAUGAAAAAAGUGUUGAUGGAAAAUGAAAAAGAAGGGUUCCCAAUCACAGCUUUGAGGGAGAUCAAGAUCCUGCAGUUGUUAAGACAUGAAAAUGUUGUAGAUCUUAUAGAGAUCUGUCGUACAAAAGCCUCUCAAUACAACCGAUUUAAAAGCACCUUUUUCCUCAUCUUUGAGUUUUGUGAGCACGACCUGGCUGGACUUUUAAUCAAUGCUAAUGUGAAGUUUAAUCUUGGAGAAAUCAAGAAGGUUAUGCAGCAAUUGUUAAAUGGCCUAUACUUUAUACAUAGUAAUAAGAUCCUUCAUCGUGACAUGAAGGCUGCCAACAUCCUUAUCACCAAACAUGGUGUCCUAAAGUUGGCAGACUUUGGACUGGCACGGGCCUUUAGUGUUCAGAAAGCAGGCCAGCCUAAUAAAUACACCAAUCGAGUUGUGACAUUGUGGUACCGCCCUCCAGAGUUACUCCUAGGUGAGAGGAACUAUGGACCACCCAUUGAUAUGUGGGGUGGUGGCUGUAUCAUGGCAGAAAUGUGGACACGGACACCCAUUAUGCAGGGUAAGACAGAACAGAACCAACUCCAACUCAUCAGCCAGUUGUGUGGGUCUAUUACCAAAGACGUAUGGCCUACUGUUGAUAAACUUGAUCUCUAUGCCCAACUUGAACUUCCUCAAGGUCAGAAGCGCAAGGUUAAGGAGAGGUUAAAAGCUUAUGUCAAAGAUCAGUAUGCUCUUGAUCUUCUGGAUAAACUGAUGACCCUUGACCCUUCAAAGCGACUGGAUAGUGACAGUGCAUUGAACCAUGAUUUUUUCUGGACAGAUCCAAUGCCUAGUGACUUGUCUGAAAUGUUAUCUCAACAUAAGACAUCAAUGUUCGAGUUUCUGGCGCCACCACGACGACCAGGUCAGCGACCAAUGCCACACGGUCAGAAUCAGAACAUCCAGCGACCAUUACAUAAUCUCGACUUCCAUGUGGAACGAGUGUAUUAGCAUAUGAUUUACAUGUGAGGAUGUUUUGAUUAUGUAUAAAUGACAAACUUAUGAUGACUGAUCUUGAAUGGAUAUACAACCAAAUCAAAGUAUUAUCAAAAAGGUAAUCUGAUAAUUUUUAACUGUACCAUCUUUAUGUUGAUUUCACUUUUUUAUAUACAUAUUUUACUUAAGAUUUUUCUUUUAAAUGGUCAUUUACCUUUGAAACCCAUUUUAUCAAUAAAAUAAAAUUAAGUUGUGAUCGUUUUUUUUUUUUUUUAAUUUAUUUAAUUUGCGAUGCAGGGUUCAUCCUUCCAGUGUAACAUUAGUGUGAUCUAGGACUAGCAGAUGAUUCAGUUAAAAAUAAUUAAAUCCUAGCUUGUUAAAUAAAAGCUACCCGGUAUAUACCAACAUUUUGGUAUUAAAAGGUCUAGUAUUAUUGUAUGUUUUUAAAGACUCGGAAUGACUUCGGGAGAACAAUGACAAUUGCAAUCUUUCAAUGUUUUUGUCCAUGUCGUCAAUACAAGUUAUUUACAGUGUAAUUAAAAUUUUCUGCAGAAAUCAACCCAUCAGAUUUUAUCUAUACAUUUGUUUAUUUUUGCUUAUUUAGUAGAAACAAACCCCAAUGGUACAAUUUCCUGGAUUGUACAAAUUGUAAUUGGUCAAUGUUACUGAAUAUACUACUGGCAGUACUCUAUGUAAUAAACUUUGUAACUGUUUUUAGUUUGACCAGCAUUGACAAGUUGAUCUGUCAAGAAUAUGAAUAUUUUUAAUGUUAUAAUUUGUUGCCAAUCUGUGACCAAUUCUAUUGGGAUAUUGUAAAACUUUUACAAUUUUUAAUUUUGACAUUAUUUUUAGAUGUGAGAGCUUUGUGUUACAAUCAACAGCUUUGUUGACUUUGCAACUUUUAUCAUUUUUGGUUCAAAAUAUUUUCAUUUACCACAUUAGGAAUUAAACUUAGAAUUCUUAAUGUUCGUUUAAUGAACAUUUGCACGAUUAACAUUUCAUGAAAUUGGUUUAAGUAGUAUCUGAACAGACAGUAUGAGAGAUAAAGCUGAUGUAACAAAUGUAUGGUGUUAUUACAGUAAACAAAAGUUUUUGUCUAAUGAUUAUAUACUGAACACAUGUUUUCCACAAUAUUCACUAGUUAAUGCUUAUAUCAAAUUUGGUAUUAACUAAAGUCAUGGUUUUUCCCAGAAAAAAGAUUAUAUUUGUU
Ylistrum balloti is the source of this 2386-nucleotide messenger RNA. RefSeq names its product cyclin-dependent kinase 9-like. Gene Ontology annotation, cellular component: nucleus. The record is from RefSeq and is a predicted model, not a curated record. Gene Ontology annotation, molecular function: cyclin-dependent protein serine/threonine kinase activity; ATP binding. NCBI's taxonomy places the organism in Eukaryota, Metazoa, Mollusca, Bivalvia, Pectinida, Pectinidae. The transcript has 4 exons. The coding region runs from base 1 to 1191 and encodes 396 amino acids. Gene Ontology annotation, biological process: protein phosphorylation.